AUGUCUGAUAAGAAGAGAAGACAAGAGGAAUCAACCAGUGGUGAGAAAACAAAUGGAAAAUCCCCAUUAAUUAAACUAUUAAGUUGCCAGAGAUGCCGAUCUAGAAAGGUAAAAUGUAACUUUGAGUACCCUUGUUCGAACUGUCUUAAGGUAGGCGCAGCUUGCGUUCAGGUCACUAAUGAUAAAAGAAAGAGACGACCGCCAGCAAACUAUGUUUCCAGCUUGGAGAAGAAAGUUCAAAAAUUUGCUGAGUUUUUCGAAAAGUUCAAGAGUUUAAACUCAAUUGAUGAAAAACAACAGUUAUUAGAAAGAACAGAUCUAAUAGAUGAUCACUAUCCUCAUAUCAGGAAUGAAGUGUUCAAUGCCCUGUCUGAAGAUCACCUGGGUGACAGGGCUGUUUAUGGCCCAACCAGUGUAUACGAUGACAGCUUGAUUCCUCACAGUUCUAAAAUAUGGCGAAAUGAUGAAGCAGCCAUAAAUCUUUUGAAUAAGGAUCCAGACAUAUUAGAGUCUUUACAAUUAUUUUUUAAAUGGCAAUAUCCGGAUCAUAACAUGUUUCUUUUCAGAGAAUCAUUCUUGACCGACUUUUUCAGUCCUAAAUCAGAUAGCCUUUACUGUUCGAGGGUCUUGGUCUUGAGCGUAUGUGCCUUAGGCUCAAGAAUGUCAUCCAAAGAAAAGGUUUACGAAAAAUCAUUGCAAUAUUACAGUGAGGCUAAGAACUCAUUGCUUGGGCAGCUCAAUCAACCCUCAAUAACGUCAUUACAAGGUUUUUUGUUAUUAGCAUUUUACGAUAUCUGUCAGGGGUUUAAUUCCAGCGCGUGGAUGUUAUCAGGAAAUGCGAUGAGAAUGGGCUUUGAUUUGGGUUUUCAAUUGAAUCCAAAGGUAUGGUUUUUUAAAUCAAAAGAUAAUUUGACCCAGUUAGACAUAGCAAUAAGAAGUCGGAUUUACUGGGGUUGUUAUGUGGCAGAUCACUUUUUAAGUUUACUUCUAGGAAGACCGUCUUCUUUGAAGAUGUCGGAUGCAACAAUUCCAGAGACAAAGAACUUACCUGAUUUAGAAUGGAUAAAAGAAUACACGUAUUCGAGGACUGAAGACACUAUCGACACAGCGAACAUUUCGAAUCCCUUGAGAAAAAUUAUCAAUUUGAUUAAUAUAUCUGAUAAUAUUUUAAAUGACAUAUUCACUAAAUCUGAGUUCGAAAGCAAGCCUUCCAAUAAUGAAGAUUUGAAUCUAGUUUCGAGGCUAAAAAAGCUAGAUGAAUAUAAUACACAAAUUAUGAGUUGGAAAAGAUCUCUCCCAGAUGAUUUACAAUGGGAUAGAGAAAGCUUGAAGAAGACUGCGCAUAUUCCUACCUUAGGGUGCAUCAGAUAUUAUUAUUAUAUUUUAAUAUUAUGUCUUAAUCGCCCAUUCAUUGGAAUAACAAAGAGGGCUGCUGACGAUGAUGAGUUGAUCCCAUCGGUUAUAUGUUCAAAUGCAAUUGAAGAUUUGUAUGGCGCGAUUGAUCGUUUUCAGUCCAUCCAUGGAUUACGAAGAGCAUCUAUAUUUAUUGUUUACUGUUCAAUUUUAUCAAUCUCGAUUAUUCUAUUAAACAGUAGUAGUGAUGAAUUAUUGAAAGAAAGAAAUAAGCUCCAAUUUUUUAUGGAUAUCUUGAAGGGUUGUUCAAAAACAUGGAAGUUAGCUGAGAAGUCGUAUAAAAUCAUUGACAUUAAACUUAAAUCAAAGCUCGCUACUGCUCAAGAGAAACAUAAUAUUAGCUCUACUGAAACAUUGUUGCCUUCUCAAGAAGGAAAUGAGACUAUUAACCAUGAUCCGACUUCCAAACAAAAUGGAAUGCCAUCUUUACAUCAAUCCGAAAUUCUUUUUAAGGAAAAUGGUGUAGCUUCAAUGUUGAAUGAAAAAAGUUCAUUGAAAAACGUUGAGCAUAUUUAUAACUUCGAAGAAACCGCCUUGAAACCCAAGAAUAAUCGCUCGUCGCCGAAGCCGGACAACUAUUUCAAGUCGUUAAAUGAACAGAACACUGAUUUAUUGUUCGAUGAAAACUUGGAAUUUUUUGGAGGUCCUCCAGUUUUAAUGACGUCUGAUUUAUUUAAUCAAGAUUGGGAAUCUUUAUUUCCUGACUCUGUUUUCAAAACCUGA
Molecule: messenger RNA, 2136 nt
Organism: Priceomyces carsonii
Lineage: Eukaryota; Fungi; Ascomycota; Pichiomycetes; Serinales; Debaryomycetaceae
Gene: TEA1
Product: Tea1p
Exons: 1
Coding region: 1-2136 (711 amino acids)
Biological process (GO): regulation of DNA-templated transcription; DNA-templated transcription
Molecular function (GO): DNA-binding transcription factor activity, RNA polymerase II-specific; DNA binding; zinc ion binding
Source: RefSeq, a predicted model, not a curated record